AUGAUGAUCAAGAUGGGGCAGAAGAAGUCGCAGGAGUGGAAGAGGACGUGGGAGCAGUACUGCACCCAGAACCUCCUGGAUGGGAAGCCGCACUUUGACCCCGCCAAGCGGGACGCCAGCUUCCUGGAGGGCUUCUUCGACUUCAUAGGCAAGAUGGCCCAGGGAGUUUCGCCCCCCGGCGGUGGCAUGGGCAUGGGCAGCAUGGGCGGCAUGGGUAGUAUGGUUGGCAUGGGCAGCAUGGGCAGCAUGAGCAGCAUGGGCGGCAUGGGCAUGGGCCCACCUGUGAAGAAGGGCCCUGGCAUGGGCGCCAUGUCAGGAGAUCCGAUGAAGGAUCAGCUCGUGCAGAAGGUCAAGGCCUUCCAGAGACUGGGCGAGGAGAACAAGCAGGCGUGGCAUCCUGGUUAUUGCGACACCAAUUUGGGGGGUGUCUACGACCCGAAUCGGCACGACGUGGGCUCCCUGCAGAUGUUCGUUAGCCAGUACGGCGCCCAGGACCUCGCCGGGGGCGGCGGCGGCUGCUCUGGGGUCAGCGUUGGCGCCGGGCACCCGCUGGUGAUGAAGAUUAAGGGAUACCAGAAGAUGGGCGAGCCACAGAAGAUGGCAUGGUAUUCUUAUUGCGACGCCAACCUGGGGGGCAAGUACGACCCCGCCCGUCACAGCGAGGAGGCGCUGAAAGACUUCAUCGCCUCCUACGGCGUGCCGUGA
Prorocentrum cordatum is the source of this 705-nucleotide messenger RNA. The record is from the annotation of a GenBank genome assembly. Lineage: Eukaryota; Dinophyceae; Prorocentrales; Prorocentraceae.